CUUGCUCUCUUACUAUGGCUAAACAAAAGGGAAGAUGAAGGUAGUUUAUAUAAAUUAGUGACGUCGCUACGAGUCUGGUAUGAAGUAUAUUCCAGGGUCUCCUCAGAAGAUGAAAUCGAUGCCUGCCGGAAUGAGACGGUUUUGAGCAUAGCGGACUAUGUCAAGAAGAAUCCAAACGCUUCUAAGGAACAAAUGACGGCAGAAAUCGCAAAACAAGUUCAAGCUUUUGCAGACAAGGUUGAAUCAAUGUAGACCAGUCGAUUUGCAUAAUCCAACAUUUAUUGUUGGAUCUGCGUUCUCAAUCUUGGGAUUAUGUUUCAGAAAGCGUAGGAUCCCUAUUACCAUAUGUGGAAUUAUUGUUCCCAUAGGAUCUGAAGGAUACUUUUUCCCAAAUUCCAAUUGUACCAUACUGUAGAAUCCCGAAUUCAAAAUGCAGGAUAUGUUUUUACAUUCAAGAUCCUACUGUUGCCAAAUUCUGGAUACAUGUUCCCAAAUGCAGAGUCCAAAACAAGAUGUGGGUAUCCUCUAAACCCCCUGUCCAAAAUACAUACUGUAA
Anneissia japonica is the source of this 556-nucleotide messenger RNA. RefSeq lists its product as uncharacterized. NCBI's taxonomy places the organism in Eukaryota, Metazoa, Echinodermata, Crinoidea, Comatulida, Comatulidae. The record is from RefSeq and is a predicted model, not a curated record.